Crotalus tigris (Tiger rattlesnake) is the source of this 4179-nucleotide messenger RNA. RefSeq names its product zinc finger protein 850-like. Lineage: Eukaryota; Metazoa; Chordata; Lepidosauria; Squamata; Viperidae. The transcript is spliced from 3 exons. Bases 1277 to 3823 code for a protein of 848 amino acids. The record is from RefSeq and is a predicted model, not a curated record.
UACUCUACUCUGCUCUGAACGCGUGAGGGUAGAAAUAAAACGAGCGUGUUUUUCAGCCGUAUAUCACUAGAUGGCGCUCUACAAAUGAGCGACACUCCUGCCUCGUAAGCAGUGAAUACAGUACAGUAGAGGCAUUGCGAGUCUACUAGAAGGAUAGAGGAUGAGAUGGAACGAGUUGAAACGAUAGAGUAUUGGAUUUCUAGAGAAGAUUUUGGAGGACAGGAACUUCCUCUUCCGGUCACUCAGGGGAGGAUGAUGGCGUCGUUGGUUUUUCUUCCGCUGUCUCGAGGGUCGAAGCGGCUCCUGGGAGGUUCUGCAGCAAUUUUUUAAACGAUAAUGAAACUAACCCAUUAAUGUGAAUCUUAUAGACAAAGAGGAUGCCAAGAAGUGCACUCUGGACAACAGACAAUGAGAAGCAGCAUUAAAAUGCAAAACAAACCAUCAAACAAAAUCUUUUCCACUUCUUCCAGAAAGUGUUAAAACUCUUCUCUUUCCUCAGCUAAUAGAGAUAAGGGAGAGAAUAACAGGAACAGAGUUUUCAGGUAGAAAAAAAUAGAUUAUGUGGAACUUAAGGACAUAUUGUAUAAAAAGAUAAAAUGAUAUAAUUACCAAAUUCAGAAAAAGGGCGAAAUAGCUGGACAUCAGUGGGAAGGAAAAAGUCCCUUGGAUAGCCAAAGGCAUUCAUGAAAGACUUCAAGGAAGGAAAGAGUGUCUUGAAAUCAAAGCACCACCAGAUAAGGGAUCAGAAAUAUUUUUGAGCUCAUCAGAAUAUCAAUUUUUUGGGGGGGAACCCCCCCACAGACUGCCUAUUUUGGCAAAAGCACAGAUUGCAGAUCCCAUCUGAUUUAUGCAUAAAUCAAUCCACCCCAUGAAAAGCCAUAUAAAUGCUUGGAGUGCAGCAAAAGCUUUAUUCAGAACAUCAGUCCCAUGAUUCAUAUAACAACUGAUGCAGGAGGAACUGCUCUACCAGUGCUCCCAAUGUGGUAAAAGAUUUACCAUACAAACCAAUCUGGUGAGACACAGGAAUACUUCGCUCUGGGGAGAAACUCUUUAAAUGACCUGUUUGUAGGAAAAUUUUCACUUGGAAUUCUGGCCUGGUGAUACACCAGAGGAUUCACACUGGAUAAAAAACAUAGGAGUGUAUUGUGUGAAAAGUUUCAGACAGAAUUCCAACCUGGUGAUACAUCAGAGGACUCAUACGGGAGAGAUACCAUAUGAAUGUCUGGAUUGUGAGAAAAAAUUCAGUCACAAAUCCCACCUGGUGAAACACCAGACAAUGCACAUGGAAGAGAAACCGUGUGAGUUUUCAGAUUGUCAGAAUUCCAAGCUGGUGAGACAGGAGAGUGCUCACCCAGGAGAGAACCCAUAUGAGUGUCUGGAUUGUGGGAAAAGUUUCAAUCAGAAUUCCAAGCUGGUGAGACACCAGAGGAUUCACACGGGAGAGAAACCAUAUGAGUGUCCAGAUUGUGGGAAGAGUUUCAGUCAGAAUUCCAAGCUGGUGAGACACCAGAGGAUUCAUACGGGAGAGAAACCGCAUGAGUGUGCAGAUUGUGGGAAAAGUUUCAAUUGGAAUUCAGAACUUGUGGUACACCAGAGGAUUCACACAGGAGAGAAACCAUAUAAGUGUUCUGAUUGCGGGAAAGGUUUCCAUCGAAAUCCCGAUUUGGUGAUACACAAGAGGACACACACAGGAGAAAAACCAUUUGAGUGUCCAGAUUGUGGGAAAAGUUUCAGUCACAAUUCCACCCUGGUGAUACACAAGAGGACUCACACGGGAGAAAAACCUUAUGAAUGUCCGGAUUGUGGGAAAGAUUUCAGUAACAAUUCCAACCUGGUGAUACACCAGAGGAAUCACACGGGAGAGAAACUGCAUGAGUGUCCAGAUUGUGGGAAAAGUUUCAAUUGGAAUUCUGAACUUGUAGUACACCAGAGGAUUCACACAGGAGAGAAACCUUAUAAGUGUUCUGAUUGUGGGAAAGAUUUCCAUCGAAAUUCUGACUUGGUGAUACACAAGAGGACACACACAGGAGAAAAACCAUAUGAGUGUCCAGAUUGUGGAAAAAGUUUCAGUCACAAUUCCAGCCUGGUGAUACACAUGAGAACUCACACAGGGGAAAAACCUUAUGAGUGUCCAGAUUGUGGGAAAGAUUUCAGUACUAGAUCUAGCCUUAUAAAUCAUGUAAGAACUGAUAUUGGGGAGAAACCAUAUGAGUGUCUGUAUUGUGGAAAACGUUUUCUGCAUAACUCCAAGCUGGUGAUACACCAGAGGACUCAUACAGGAGAGAAACCAUACGAGUGUCCGGAUUGUGGGAAAAGGUUCAGUCAGAAUUCCAACCUGGUAAUACACCGAAGGACUCACACUGGAGAAAAACCAUAUGAAUGUCCGGAUUGUGGGAAAAGUUUCCAACAGAAUUCUAAGCUGGUGAUACACCAGAGGAGUCACACAGGAGACAAACCAUAUAAAUGUCCAGAUUGUGGGAAAGGUUUUAACUGGAAUUCUGAGUUGGAAGUACACCAGAGGACUCACACAGGAGAAAAACCAUAUGAGUGCCCGGAUUGUGGAAAAAGUUUCAGUCGGAAUUCCCACCUGGUGGAACACCAGAGGACUCACACAGGAGAGAAACCAUAUGGGUGUCUAGAUUGUGGGAAAAGUUUCCAGCAGAAUUCCAAGUUGGUGCUACAUCAGAGGACUCACACGGGAGAGAAACCAUAUGGGUGUCCGGAUUGUGGGAAAAGUUUCAAGCAGAAUUCCAAGCUGGUGAUACACCAGAGGAGUCACACAGGAGAGAAACCAUAUGAGUGUCCGGAUUGCGGGAAAAGUUUCAGUCAGAAUGCCAACCUGGUGAUACAUCAGAGGACUCAUACAGGAGAGAUACCAUAUGAGUGUCCAGAUUGUGGGAAACUUUUUAGUAGAAAUUCCAAACUGCUCAUGCACCAGAGGACUCACACGGGAGAGAAACCGUAUGAAUGUCCAGAUUGUGAAAAAAGUUUCAAUUGGAAUUCUGACCUGGUGAUACACCAGAGGAUUCACACAGGAGAAAAACCGUAUGAGUGUCUGGAGUGCGGGAAACGUUUCAUUCGAAAUUCCCACCUUGUGCAACACCGCAGGACUCAUACAGAAGAGAAACCAUAUAAAUGUCCAGAUUGUGAGAAAGGUUUCUAUCGUAAUUCCCACCUGGUAAUACACCAGAGAUCUCACACAGGGGACAAACCAUAUCAGUGUCUGGAUUGUGGUAAAAGUUUCAAUUGGAAUUCCACCCUAGUGAUACACCAGAGGACUCACACUGGAGAAAAGCCAUAUGAGUGUGUUGAGUGUGGGAAAAGUUUUAUUAGAAAUUCUGACUUGGUGAUGCACCAGAGGACUCACACAGGAGAGAAACUGUAUGAGUGUCUGGAUUGUGGAAAAAGGUUCAAUCAGAAUUCUCACCUGAUGUUACACCAGAGGUCUCACACAGGAGAGAAACCAUAUGAAUGUCUGUUUUGUGGGAAAGGUUUCAGUCAGAAUUCCUACCUGGUUAAACAUCAGAGAAUUCACACAGGAGAAAAACCAUAUGAGUGUCCCGAAUGUGGGAAAAGGUUCAUUCGGAAUUCUGGCUUGGUGAUACACUGGAGGACUCACACAGGGGAGAAACCAUAUGAGUGUCCGGAUUGUGGGAAAGAUUUUAGCAUUAGAUCUAGCCUCAUUAAUCAUGUAAGGUUACACACAGGGGAGAAACCAUUCAAAUGUCCAGAUUGUGAACAGUGUUUCACACAAAAUUCCUCUCUUUCUGCACACAAGAAGCUCCAUAUAAAGCAAAAAUUGAUGUGUGUGGAGGAAUGUUAAAUUUCAUUUCUCUCAUUUGACACCAAGUUGAGAAAUUAACCAUUUAAUUUCUUGCCUUAUUCUUUGUAGUCAUAUGUAUCUUAGUAUCAAACAUGAGGCAGGAGAUCUAAGCUUCCUUUUUCUGGCCCAGUGUGGUCAUUCCCUUUCCCAGCAUUGAGGGGAACUGCUAUGUUGGGCCAGAGAAAAGGAACUCAGCUGUCUAUUAGGUAUGUUUGCCAUCUUGAGUUAUUUCUACAUAUAAUAAAGGUAGGAUAUAAAUAUGUAUGUAUUUUUAUUUAUUAAGGAAAUGUAUAUGGCAGCCCAACUCAGUGUGACACUGGACAGCUUAUAGCAAUAAAACCCUGUACAGAAACCAA